This is a messenger RNA of Malus domestica (apple), 1538 nucleotides long. RefSeq names its product protein ROOT INITIATION DEFECTIVE 3-like. Gene Ontology annotation, molecular function: protein binding. NCBI's taxonomy places the organism in Eukaryota, Viridiplantae, Streptophyta, Magnoliopsida, Rosales, Rosaceae. The record is from RefSeq and is a predicted model, not a curated record. Gene Ontology annotation, biological process: DNA-templated DNA replication; rRNA processing. Gene Ontology annotation, cellular component: nuclear pre-replicative complex.
AAUAAGUAAAUGUUUGAAAUUGAAAUGUUUUAAAGAUAUUGUAUGAGAUUGUAAUAGACCUUAAACUUGAUAGGGUACUAUUUAAUUUACCCUUAAAUUUACUAACGGAAAAAUGCUCAAAACUUGGCGUGGACAUGAUAAAUCUUUGAGCUGCAUGCUGCUUUCCGAUGAUGGUUCUCUUCUUGUUUCUGGUUCAGAUGAUGGGAUGAUAUGUGUGUGGAACUUGAUUAGUUUGCUGGAUGUAGAAAAUGUUGAAAGCUUUCCGUCACCAUUACAUUAUUCAACGGAGCAUAAAUCCUCUAUGACUGGCUUGUUAACUACAUCAGGCAUCUCAAGUCCAGUGUUAAUAUCAAGCUCACUUGAUGGCUCGUGCAAGGUUUGGGAUUUAGUCUUGGGAAACCUCAUGCAUACUCUAGUUUAUCCACCAGGGAUAACUGCAGUUGCCCUUCACCCAAAGAAGCAGUUAAUUUUCUCCGGAAGUAUAGACGGAAGAAUUUUUGUGAACAAACUCGAAAUCGGACUGGUAGAGGAUUAUUUGGUUGGUGCUGAAGAUCAAUCACCUGUGCUAAAAGGACACAACGGAUCUGUUACCGCAUUAACCUUCAGCAAAUCUGGUCUGAUAUCCGCAUCUGAGGACUGCACCAUCUGCAUUUGGGAUAUCAGCAGUUGUGAAAUCAUCCGAAGAUUCAACCAUCAGAAAGGGCCUGUAACUAAUCUGGCAGUGAUUCCACAGUCCUCGUUGCUUCCUGUGUCAAACCAUCGUAAAAAGUCUAAUGCAUUUGGUGUUUCUGUGCUCGGUAAGCAUCCACAACCAGCCAACUCAUCCAACGAGAAGAUCACUCUUUUUUCACCAUGCCACUCCCGGAAACCAAAUCUCCAUCAAUUUCCAGACCACUGAUUUCGCUGCCCAACAAAUACAAAACAUGGAGAAAGAUUCAGUUGCCGCAAUGGAGAUGAAAUUGGAAACAUGUCUAGAGGGCCGAAUGCGGGCGACAAAAAUGGUGAAGCAUAUGAAUGUGAUGGAAAUGAAUAGGCAUUUGCAAUCGCCUUUGCUAGGUCUAGCGAAACUGAUUCAUCUUCAACGAGAAAGAGCAAGACCGAUUCAUCUUCGACGAGAAAGAGCAAGACCAUCAUGCUUGAAAAUCCCCCACUGCAAGCGGGGGAGGAGCAGCCAUAAAUCCUCAACUCAUCUUUGUUCCCAUGUGUCUACUUAUUUUGCCAAUUAAUAUAGAGGUUAAGAUUAUUAUAAUUACCAACUUAUCAAAACUGUUUCUUUCUUCUUGUAUAAGGCCAUGCUAUAGUCAGCUAGUAAUUCUGUAUAGUGAUAUCUUUUCUACUUGUGAGCGGGAGGCCUGAGGUUCGAUCACCGUGACUGGCAAGUACAACACCUAAUUAUUAUUGUUGAGGCUGCAGAGCCAUUAUCGUGGCGUAGCCUAAAUUUCUUCAUUCUCACUGUCAAAUGUUCUUCAUUCUUAUCAACAACAAAUAAUGUAUCGAGAUGUCUUUUGCCUUGUGGUAGCUGUAUCUAUCACGACUCA